AAAAAAGGGGCGGGAGAAGCGAGAGGUCACGGAACAGUUGCAUGCUGGGAACACACGUGUAGCAGAGACCAGAGAGGCACUACUGAGGUGACACUUUGAGUUUGACAUCAUGUCGUCAAAAAAGAGCCAGGGCGCUGAUGAGCGUUUCCUCCGCGUGCAGAAGGAUCCCAGGUUUUGGGAAAUGCCCGAGAGAGAGCGCAAGAUCAAGAUCGACAAACGUUUCCAGUCCAUGUUUCACGACAAACGCUUCAAGGUGAAGUACACGGUGGACAAGAGAGGACGUCCCAUCAACCACACCUCCACAGAGGACCUGAAGCGCUUCUACAAAGUGUCCGACUCGGAGGACGAGGAGGACGAGGAGGAGGAUGUAAAGAGUAAGAAGGCAGCGGAGGGGAAGAAGAAGAAGAAAGUGAAGGAGAAGCUGGUGAAAGCUGACGGAGAGGUGAAGAAAAAAGAAGAGUCUACGGAGCGAGGAGUCCGAGUCGUUGAAGAGGACGAUGAAGAUGAAGAGGAGAAAUCUGCAGAGAAGGAGGACGUCGACUUGGGAGACAGAGUCGCCGACAGCAGUGAGGAGGAGGAUGAUGAUGAUGAUGAUGCAGAAGACGGGAGCGAUGAGGCGAGCGGCUCAGACUCGGAGGCGGAGUCCGGGCUGGACUCGGAUGAGGACAGUGACAGCGGGCCGGAUUUGGCCAGAGGGAAGGGAAACGUUGAGACGAGCUCAGACGAGGACGAUGAAGACGAGGUGGACGCCCUCCUAAAGAAGGAGGAAGAGGAGAUCGAACACGACUGGGGCGAGCUGUGUAAGGACGCUCCGCGGAGUGACGAGGUUUCUGCCCGGCUGGCCGUCUGUAACAUGGACUGGGACCGGAUGAAAGCCAAAGACCUGCUCGCUCUGUUCAACUCCUUCCUCCCCAAAGGAGGAGCCGUGCUGUCGGUCAAGGUAUACCCGUCAGAGUUUGGAAAGGAGCGUGUGAAGUCAGAGGAGACCCAGGGACCGCUGGAGCUGAGAGCUCUGCCCGACGACUCGGACAACGACACUGAGGAGGAGAAGGUUUACAGGGAGAAGAUGCGGGAUUACCAGUUCAAGCGUCUGAAGUAUUACUACGCCGUUGUGGAGUGUGACUCUGUCGACACGGCGGCUAAGAUCUACGAAGAGUGUGACGGCUACGAGUACGAGAGCAGCUGCUCGGUCCUCGACCUGCGGUUUAUUCCUGAUGACGUCCAGUUCGACGAGGAGCCCAAAGACGUGGCGACGGACGUGAAUCUGUCGGCUUACACGCCAAAAGUGUUCACCUCAUCAGCCACCACAACGUCAAAAGUUCAGCUGACGUGGGAUGAGACGGACCACGAUCGAGUGACCGCCAUGAACAGAAAGUUCAACAAAGAGGAGCUUCUGGACAUGGAUUUCAACGCCUACCUGGCCUCCUCCAGUGACGAAGAAGAAGAAUCUGAAGAGGAGAGAGAGGAAGGAGGGUUUGAGUUUGGAGAGCAGGAGAACGAAGAAGACAACGAGGACGACAACGCGACAGACGCCAAACAGACUGAAGAGCCGGUCUUGAAGGUGGAGAAGAAACCCCAGAAAGAGGACGAGAAGAAGAAAAAGAAGAAGAAGAAGAGCGGCGAGGAGCAGAUCUCCAAGUACCGAGAGCUGCUCAAAGGAAUCCAGGACAAAGAGAAGAAGCUGCAGGAGGACAAAGACAUGGAGAUGGAGAUCACCUGGGUGCCAGGUCUGAGGGAGACGACGGAGCAGCUGGUGAAGAAGAAGAUGGAGGGGAAGGACAACCUGACGCCGUGGGAGGAGUUUUUAGAGAAGAAGAAAGACAAGAAGAAGCAGAAGAAAAGUCAGAGGAAACAGGGAGAGAGUGACGAUGAGCUCAGUGAGGACGAGCUUCCUCCAGACGUCGAUCUCAGCGACCCCUUCUUUGCAGAGGAGCUCGCUGCUUCAGACGUGAAGAAGCAACAGAAGAAGAAGAAGAAGAAGAAAGGGGAGGAGGAGGAGCGCACCGCUGAGGAGGAAGAAGAGCUGGAGAAACAAAAGGCGGAGAUGGCCCUGCUGAUGGAGGACGAGGGCGACGAAGCCAAACACAAACACUUUAAUUACGAUAAGAUCGUGGAGCAGCAGAAUCUGAGCCAGAAGAAGAAGAAGAAGCUGCUGAAGAAGAAGGGGGAGGAGCCUCAGCAGGAAGACCAAUUCCAGGUGGAUGUGAAGGACCCUCGUUUCCAGGCCAUGUUCACCUCCCACCUGUUCAACCUGGACCCCUCCCACCCCAGCUACAAGAAGACCAACGCCACGCAGAGCAUCCUGACGGAGAAGCAGCGCCGCAGAGACGAGGAGCAGCGGCGCCUGGAGGACGGGCUCAGAGAUCAGGGGGAGGGAGCCGACAGGAAGCAGGUGGCGGGGAAGAAACGGGAAAAGGACCGUGACGCGGCGGCGGCGGUCGAGGUCACGUCGAAGAAAGCGAUGGACCCGAGUCUGUCUCUGCUCGUCAAGUCGAUUAAAAGCAAAACGGAGCAGUUUCAGGCUCGCAAGAAACAGAAACUGGUGUAGGUGGAACUCUCAACACAAAACUGUGCAGACCGGCAGAGACUGGGAGAAGUCCCAGCCUGCAGGAACAGUUUCUCCUGAUGAACUCUACUUCCUGUUUGAUGUUUUUAUACAGAAAGAAACGCCACAAAGUAGAAGAAGGUGCAGGACAAAGUGAAUGGUGCUGCAUCACAUGCUGUGAGAAUGUUUUAUUUGGACAGUUUCUUCACACAGAACUCUUAAAGAAGCCCUGCAGUUAUUUUCAAACACAUGAAGAAGAAGAGAGCGACGCCCUGGACCUCAAGAAACACGUUCACCAUCACGACACCGAGGUUUUUACUUUAGUAAAUCACUUUUGACAUUUCAGCUUUCUUUGGGGGAGAUUGUUCCUCCAGCAGCUGUGAGCUGAUGUUUCUGUUAGCUGUCAGUGUCUUACCCCGUUCCCACGUACUCCAAGAGCGCCACGGUCGGUCAACGCCGUGCACUACACCGCAGCUCACCGCCACUCUACUCAAUGAUCGUGUUUCCACAGCGAGCGCCGUAGUCGGUCAGCGGCGUGCACGGAGUGUGUGUAAAUUGGGAGUAACAGUGACGCUGUUUCUAAAGUGGUGAAAAGUUUUCUUUCUUUAAAUGAAUGUUUCUUUGGUAACUCGAGUUCCAAUAAAGAGAAGUUUGUGAUGUGAA
Messenger RNA from Labrus mixtus (cuckoo wrasse), 3208 nucleotides. It is a transcript of the gene esf1, whose product is annotated as ESF1, nucleolar pre-rRNA processing protein, homolog (S. cerevisiae). Gene Ontology annotation, molecular function: RNA binding. Gene Ontology annotation, biological process: rRNA processing. The record is from RefSeq and is a predicted model, not a curated record. Lineage: Eukaryota; Metazoa; Chordata; Actinopteri; Labriformes; Labridae. The transcript is spliced from 14 exons. Bases 110 to 2548 code for a protein of 812 amino acids. Gene Ontology annotation, cellular component: nucleus.